GAAACCAUUAAGCGUGUGGAAUCAUUGUCCUAAAAUCUAAUAAGUAAAUUAUGAAUGAGAAGAUUGGUCUAUGGUUCGGGGAACCGAUAGCAUCCACUCUUGUGGCAAAAGCCGUGACAACAGAAUCUUCUUAAGCGGAGAAGGAAGUACUUUGGCCGGUAGCCUAAUUCUCCUUUCGAACUACGGGAUUCGGGUUGGAUAUGGUGAUAAGCCAAGCCUAAAACUCCCGUCGCUUAACCCGGUGAAGAAGAGCUUCCAAUCGAAUAUGCUUAACACACCCAACUUCGGUGGCCUGGAGUCUUCUACGGGGGCAUUUUUCGUCACUUUAUCUAUCUAUGUCCUCACCGCAGCUACCCUCGCUCCAGUUAUUGGGGCCUGUGCUCCUUCUUCAGGAAGAGCAGCAAAGGCGAAGAGCGGGUACGACCUUUCUGCUUAUUUCCCCUUCCACCUUGAUAUAGACGAAUGCCCCUUCCUAUUCUACCAACAUAGCCGAGGGCUUAGUCACUCUUCUCUAUUCGCAUGUCGUCCAGACCUGUGGGAAAUGCCGGACUUCCCCUCUGAGGCUAAUGCCCUACUAGUUGAACUGCUUAAAAGACCGCCAGGAGGAAAGGACUUGCUUAUUUGCUCUCCGGCCAAGGGAAAGACUAGUUCAGUCGGAUGCCGCCUGACUUUCUGUCUUCUGCUCUUCGACCUGGUCCGCUUAAAAGGGGAUGUCUCAUCUGACCAUAAGCCUCGUUCGCCUCCUUCACUCGCUCCGAAUGAGCAAGAGAAUUCCAUCGCGAGCAACUUUUUUAAUUGGGCCUUGGCUUUAGAGAUGAUGUCAGAGGAAAGGAUGUCUGUGGAGGAAGCGGUGGAAGAACUCUGCUGCUCAGCAAGGCUUCCUAAGGCUGAAGCUACUUCAGCAAAGAAGAAAGACAGAUUAGGGCUCGUUCCGAAAGAGAUAUAUGUGGAGCGCUUCCAGUCCCUCCCAAAAGGGACUUACGCCGGCUUCGGUCAGCAGAGUAACCCUCCACUCUGCCAUGUAAAAGACGGCUUCGUAUACCCCUAAUUCAGCCAUUAGUGUGACUUAUGGGGGCUCCUCGUAGAAAGCUUAGCGGUUAAUAAUCGAAUAAGUAAUCCAAUCUCCCUCACGCUCUUUAGUUCAUCUCGGUAGAACAAGGAAAAAGCCUAUGUGGUGGGUUCGUCUCCCACAGGAGAGCACAUUAAUUACCAAUCAGCUGCUUUUCAUUCAAGGAAGGGCAUGAUUUUAUCUACUAGGAUAUUAUUUCGCGGUCCUGAUUGAAUGAAUUCACUAUUUCAUU
This is a messenger RNA of Rubroshorea leprosula, 1301 nucleotides long. The record is from the annotation of a GenBank genome assembly. Lineage: Eukaryota; Viridiplantae; Streptophyta; Magnoliopsida; Malvales; Dipterocarpaceae.